Molecule: messenger RNA, 3156 nt
Organism: Topomyia yanbarensis
Lineage: Eukaryota; Metazoa; Arthropoda; Insecta; Diptera; Culicidae
Exons: 1
Coding region: 1-3156 (1051 amino acids)
Biological process (GO): DNA integration
Molecular function (GO): nucleic acid binding
Source: RefSeq, a predicted model, not a curated record
AUGGCUCUGCAUCGUUUUCAAUGCCUGGAGAAACGUAUGGUCAAGGACAAAGCACUCGCCGAAACUCUGACUCAAAAAAUAGCUGAUCACUUGAGUAAAGGCUAUAUUCGGAAACUGACAGAGAAUGAGCUACAGCAGUCGUACCAGCGUACAUGGUAUCUUCCAGUAUUCCCGGUCACGAAUCCGAACAAACCCGGGAAGGUGAGAAUGGUGUGGGACGCAGCAGCCAAGGUACACGGAGUCUCUCUCAAUUCGGCACUGCUCAAAGGCCCCGACCUACUGUCCUCGCUGUACACCGUGUUGAUCCGCUUUCGUGAGAGCCCUAUUGCCUUGACUGGUGACAUCAGGGAAAUGUUUCACCAGGUUAUGAUUCGGGAACCGGACCAGCAGUGCCAACGCUUUUACUGGAGGGAUGAAAAUGGGCAGCUUGCGGUCUUCGUGAUGAGAGUUAUGACUUUUGGCGCUUGUUGCUCUCCGAGUUGUGCCCAGUAUGUGAUGAACAUGAAUGCAGAUCGCUUCGCGCAGAUAUAUCCGGCAGCCACAGAAGUCAUUAAAAAACAGCAUUAUGUAGACGAUAUGUUAGUGAGCGUCGACACCGAAGAAAAGGCGAUCAAACUUGCACAGGACGUAGCAUUCGUGCACUCGCAAGGCGGAUUUGAAAUCCGCAAUUGGGCCAGCAACUCUCAAAGUGUCUUGAAAGCAUUGCAGGAGAACAACACCACCGACAAGAAUUUGGACCUUUCGCCAGAAAUUGCCACGGAAAAGGUGCUGGGCAUGUGGUGGUGUACCGAAGCAGAUGUUUUUACCUUUAAGGUCGGUUGGGAUCGCUACGACCGUGACCUAUUAGAAGGUCAUCGUCGGCCAACGAAGAGAGAAGUACUGCGAGUUCUGAUGACGAUAUUCGACCCUCUUGGGCUUAUCGCUCCGUUUCUCGUCUAUUUGAAGAUUCUGUUGCAAGAAGUUUGGCGCUCCGGAAUUCAAUGGGACGAUAAGGUUGACGACAACAUUCUCACAAAAUGGCGAAUCUGGCUGAGAGGACUGCCUCAAGUCGAACAAGUACAGAUUCCGCGAUGCUUGCGCUCAAACUUCACCCGCGACUACGAACAUGUCCAAUUACACACAUUCGUGGACGCGAGUGAGAACGCGAUGGCCGCUGCUUGCUACUUGCGUUUCGUACAGAACGGAGUCGUCCGAUCCUCCCUCGUCGCCGCCAAAACUAGAGUCGCACCGCUGAGAUACCAUACGAUUCCGAGACUAGAGUGUCAAUCUGCAGUCAUCGGUGUGAGACUCGCUCGGUCGAUCGUCGACUCAUUGUCCUUUCCCGUAGAUAAGCUCUUCUACCACACGGAUUCCAGAGACGUGAUUUGCUGGUUGAACUCCGACCAUCGCCGAUAUUCCCCAUUCAUCGCAUCUCGGGUGAGUGAGAUUUUGGAAGCUACAGAGGUGAAUCAAUGGCGCUGGGUCCCGACCAAACUUAAUGUCGCAGAUGAUGCUACAAAAUGGGAGAAAUCGCCAGACAUGACCCCCAGUUCGAGAUGGUACAACGGCCCGGAAUUUCUCUGGCUACCGGAAGAAGCUUGGCCACAUCAAUUGGUGAAGGGAAGCAAAACCGACACUGAACUCCGUCCGAGUCUGCUAGUUCACUUAAUAAAGCCAGACACUUCAAUAAAGGUCUCCAGUUGGAAGCGGAUGAUUAACGUUGCCAUUGUUGUUCAUCGUUUCCCAGCAAACUGUCGCCUGAGGAACCAGAAUAGGCCCAUCGUAUGUGGACCCCCUACAUCGGAAGAAUUGCUGGUCGCUGAACGUUACGUGAUACGCCAAGCUCAACGAGAAGCCUAUCCAGACGAAGUAUCCAUCCUUCUGAAACCGAGUGGGGUAUCCAAUUCGUCCGUGCUAAAAGCCAGCUCCCUGUAUAAAUUAUCACCCUGGUUGGACGAACAUGGUCUGAUGAGAAUGCGUGGUCGAAUAAGCGCCUGUGCGUUGGCUACUGAAGACGCCAAGAAUCCAAUCAUUUUACCCCGUAACCAUCACACGACUACGCUCAUAAUUGCACACUACCACAACAAAUAUCAUCACCAAAACCACGAGACAGUUAUGAACGAAUUGCGGCAAAGAUUCCGGAUUCCCCGACUACGUACCGCUUACGCAAAAGUGCGCAAAGACUGCCAACGUUGCAAAAACAACCGCUCAAUUCCGCAGCCACCAACGAUGGCUGAUCUCCCGUAUGAAAGACUCGAUGUUUUUGCUCGUCCAUUCACGCAUGCAGGCAUUGAUUACUUCGGACCGCUGGAAGUAGUUGUAGGUCGCAGGGUGGAGAAACGUUGGGGUAUGUUAGUCACGUGCAUGACUACUCGGGCGAUCCACAUUGAGAUCGUACACACGCUUAAUACUGACUCGUGUAUCAUGGGUCUCCGCAACUUUGCAGCUCGCCGAGGAACUCCAAGAACAAUCAACAGUGAUCGUGGAACCUGUUUCAUCGGGGCGAAUCGAGAGUUGCAGGAAGCAGCAAAGCAGGUCAAUAUGGAAGACGUUAUGAAAGAGUUCAACAGUGCAGAGACCAGCUGGAAGUUUAACCCUCCUUUGUCGCCGCAUAUGGGCGGCAGUUGGGAGCGUCUAAUCGGAGUAGUGAAGCGGAAUCUGAUGUCGAUUUGUCCAUCGAGGAAGCCCAACGACGAAAUACUCCGGAAUCUACUGACCGAGAUCGAGAACACCGUGAACUCACGGCCGCUGACCCAUGUUCCGGUAGACGACGAAUCUGCUCCUGCUCUCACACCGAAUCACUUCCUCCUAGGAUCUUCUGAUGGUACAAAACCGCUGUGUACCUUCAACGAUAGCGGUGAUGUGUUGCGGAGGACUUGGCGAACAUCACAGGUGUUGGCGAACCAAUUUUGGAAACGUUGGUUGAGCGAUUACUUACCAGAGAUCACCCGUAGGACAAAGUGGUAUGUCGACACAAAACCAAUCGAAGUUGGUGACGUAGUAGUAAUUGCCGACCCCAAUCUACCUCGAAACUGCUGGCCCAAAGGGAAGAUUAUCGGUACUAAUAUCAGUAAGGACGGCAAAAUCAGAGCAGCGACUGUAAAAACUGCGAAUGGUGUCUACGAGCGCCCGGUGGUCAAGCUGGCUGUGUUAGACGUACGGCGCGAUCAGUUGUAA